Cylindrotheca closterium is the source of this 615-nucleotide messenger RNA. The record is from the annotation of a GenBank genome assembly. NCBI's taxonomy places the organism in Eukaryota, Bacillariophyta, Bacillariophyceae, Bacillariales, Bacillariaceae.
AUGACUGUCAACACCUUACACGAGCAAUUGGCCCUUCAGGAGAUGUCUCAUGCAUCACCAUUGACGCAUACAUCUUCCUUGAAUGCCCAAUUACGCCUUGCUCAGUUCAUUGAACUGGAGGCAGCUAUUCUCGCUCGGAGAGCACUAGUGCCAUCUAGCUGGCUUCUUCGACAAGCCUUGGCAGACCGUGCAACCGGUUCAUCAGGUGAUAUUGGCAUGGUUCUAAAGAGCGCACGGCACUUUACUCCAUCUUUCAGCACCACCACCGCUCAGAAGCCCAGCACUAUCAAGCCUGGUGGAGCUGGCCUGUCCCUUGACGUACCAUCUGAACUCGACAUCCUUUGCGGAAGGGGAGGGAAGUCAAAUCACCACGCAGGAAAUAAGCGAUACCGCCAGGUCAUCAGCGAUAUGAAAGCUCGCUAUCGAUCAAUCGGAUCCAAGACUGCAAAAACCCAUGUCAGCAGAGCCAUUGUCGAACAUGUCCAUGGCUACGGUGGUAGGUUUCUCCGCUUUGAUACAGAGAAGCGGAAAUACAUUGUGCUGAGUGCUGCCGAGGCACGAAAGAAAACAAGCCAAGCGCUAAGAGAAGCCAAAGAAGUAAAGUGGACGAAAUAG